UUGGUGGAUCAUGUAGCCCUCCGCUUCUCCUCAUUUUCUUGUAUUUUCUCCACUCUGCAAAUAUUUUUCAGAAGAAAAGAGAAGAAUAUUACAUUUUCAUAUGGAUGGAAAAUAAGUAAAUCUCUAUUAUGUUCUUCGAUCCAUCUACCAUCUUUGUUCACAUGGUGAUUUGAUUUUCUUACAUAUUUCCUUGGACUGAUCUUGACACACUGUGGAUUCCAAAAUGAAAACAGAAACUGACCCUAAGCCCUGCUAAUAGUUCUUAUUAAAGCUUGAGAUUUUAGACUCUGUGACGAAGAUGGAGGAGGGAUUUCAAUUGACCAUGGUGGUGUGAACUUGGAUCUGAAAUUUCUAACUCAAGAACACAUUUUUGGUUUCACCAGCUGGAGGUAACUAAAUUCACUGCUACUGUCUUAAGUGCUAGAGUUUUUAUUGCAGAGAUCGGCAGAUCUGUGAAGUUGAACUUUGAUUUAUUGAUUUUGUUACCUGUGAAACCAUGGAUUUAGCCUUCUGGGACUGUUCAAUCUAGGGCUGAUUAAGAACCCCCGAGAAAAGAUCAAAUUUUUACCGCCAAGUGUUCUGAAAGGAGGUAAAAAAAAAAGGGGGAGUUGAAAUUUCUGUCAAGCUUUCUGGAUUCUUGCUGGCUAGCUACUACUGCUUUACAUUUUGCAAGGGAAUAAUUCAGUGGUCCAUUUGUUGUUUCUUAGAGUUUGAGAAAGAAACAGCUCUUAUUCUUUAGUCUGCUCUGUGGUCUUUAUCCUUGUAAACAUGCAUGCUAGGCAUAGUAGAAGUCCAGUAACUGCUUAUAAUAGGUCUAAUUCAAUUGGGAUGGGAGGUGCUGGGCGUAUAGCUGCAGCCUCGCGAAUUUCGCCCGAAGGAUCCAUGAGAGGCCAUGAAAUGUACAACUCUGAGUACAAAAGCUAUAAUCGUGAUGGUGUUGGGCGUGGCCAGUCAAAGCAUUUUCCACAGAGAAGUGAUGUUUUCAUGGAAGCUGGUCGAAUGGCAGCAGAAUAUUUGGUUAGGAAGGGAUUGCUGCCACAAAGUGUAUUAUCGGGGAAGUUGCAGAAUGGUAAUUUGAGGAGUCCACUAGGAUAUAACUCUGGUUUUAGGGCACAAGAGGGAGAUCAUGAUGAUAUGCAGGUAUCUGUGGGGAGUCGAACAUCUGCUCUUUCUCGCCUGGGGAACCAUGCUGCUGAUGUAGUCCCAGGAAGGAAGCGAUAUUCUGAUGAAUAUGGUGCAAUUGGGCCAAAAAGUUAUAUUAGAGGCAGGAGAAGAAAUGGAUCCUUUAAGGAUUCUGAGUGGAACCGAGAUUUAGGAAGAAGUGGGUCGUGGUCUGAUAGAUCCAGGGCCUCCCAAGACGUGGAUAAUCACCCUGAUCAUUUCUCGGGGCAUUAUCAAGAUGAAAAGAAAUUCACUAAAGACAGUUAUAGUGAAUUGCAGAAGUCCCCUCCAACUGGAAUAAUUCCAGAAACAGAUUCUGAUGGGAACUUUGUGCGUGAUUCAGAGUUAACCUUAGGCAAAUACAAUUCAGUAAGUAAUACAGCUACAAAGGGAAGUGCUACUAGUAUCGGGAAGGAUGAUGUGGGGCCUAUUCAGAUGUCUGCCAAGAUGGAAACAUCAACUGGUGAAGCUGGGGAAGUUAAGGAUGGCAAUAAUAAUGAUGACAUGAAGCAAAAAUCUACUGAAGAUGACUCACGUGUCCAGUUGCGUGCUGAAGAAGAUACUCAAACAAGCAAGAAAGGCACUGACUUACUUAGCCUUUGCAGAUUUGAGAAAAUUCCUACAAAAACUCGCUCUUCAUUGACAGGUAGAAGUUCAAAGGUUGUUCGAAAUGCCAUGGUGGAGGUGAAGGACACUAAUGAGAGUGGACAUCCAACAGAACUCGGGUCCCACGCUGAAGAUAUGCCUUCGGAUCCUUCAUUACAUCAAAAUCAUGACAUUAAACCCGUUGGUUCUGACAAUUCAAUUGUGCCAGCUGCCGAAGAAAAUAUUACAAGGUCUUUAUCUUUCACAGAUGACGCAGAAAUGGAAGGGGGAGUUAAAAAUGAGGAACUGACUAUAUUUGGAAAUUGCAGCACUGCAGAAAUAGGCCAAAAAAGAGCAUUAGAUGAUGACAAUGGGCACGAACAAAAUAAGAAACCUAGAGAGUUCGCUUCAUCUGAUGAUACUCAGUCAAAUUUUUUCAUGUACCAUUCUGGUUUAAAGGAAAAGCAGCAGAAUUUGCAUGAGCCAGAGACUGCAAAUGGUAAGCGUGCAGUAUUGUCACCUGAACAUAAGAGAUUAGUGGAUGUGUCUCUUUUUCCAAAUGGUGAUGUCAUGCAAAGUGCUGAAUUUGAGGAAAAGCAACUCUUUCCUAGUUCAUUUAAAACAUGUGACCUAAAUCUUAUGGAAGCUUCAGAUAUGAAUGACAAUCAUGAUUCUGAUGCCGAUCUCAUUUUCCCAUCUAUUACUGAAAGUGGAAAACCAUCUGCAUCUAUAGAUAUUGAUUUAUCCAUCAACAGUAACUGCAAUUUAAUGGACAAAUACAAUAAAUGCGGCUUUGGUGGAAAAGAUAUUGAAGUGAUUGAUUUGGAAAAUGAUUCUGAACAAGACAGCAAGACAUUCAAUAAUCAACUGGGGAGUUCUGUAACUGGAUUCACGGGCCGUGAAGGAUUUCCUAAUAAUGCACAUAAUGUGAAUGAGAUUGCUGAUGUUCAGGAUGGUUAUGGAAUGAUGAUAUCGGAGCUACUUGGGAAUGAUAUGCCAAACUGCUCCUCUGUACCAGGAGAUAUGAAUGCUCUACACAAUGAUAUGGGACUUCAUAACGGAGAGGGAAUUCUUGGUGAUGAUGAUUCAAUAUAUAUGUCCUUGGGAGAAAUACCAAUAGGCUUUAUGAGGGCCUGGGAGCAGCCAUCUCAGGAAUUCGGGAAGCCGUUUUGAGCAAUAUAUUAUAUCCAGGUUUAACUCGAUCAAUGUACCAUGAGGAAGACAUUUGUCUAGGCUCUUUUAACUGCUGUGCAUCUUUUAGUAGCAGUGACUAUCGAGUCAUGCAUUCCCAUGAUGCUGCACAUAAUUGUAUCAACUUACUUCUUUCUAUACAAGGUUGUCAAAUUAUGUGCUUCCUUCCGAUCCAUUUUGAUUCGCCAUUCACGAAAUAUGUCUUUUCUCGACAAAAUCUAUCCUUUAGCACUUUUUUGUGUGAAAACUGCGGCUUGUAAAAGCCAGCAAAUCAGAGGACGAUGAAAGAAUGCGGGUUGAUCCAUGGUUUUUUGCAGGUGGAUUGGAAACAUAGUUUGCAGUUUAGGAACUUGUAUCUAAGAACACCAUUCUUGAGUUAUCCGUUAACGUAAAGUCUUAAUGUC
This is a messenger RNA of Ipomoea nil (Japanese morning glory), 3341 nucleotides long. RefSeq lists its product as uncharacterized. The transcript has 4 exons. NCBI's taxonomy places the organism in Eukaryota, Viridiplantae, Streptophyta, Magnoliopsida, Solanales, Convolvulaceae. The record is from RefSeq and is a predicted model, not a curated record. Bases 769 to 2919 code for a protein of 716 amino acids.